AUGGGUGUAGAAGCCAGACCCGCAGAGGAGCGAGUCGGGCUUACUUCACUUUCCACAAAAUACAACAACGACGAUCUCAAGCCGCGAAGGAAUCUCAUCUUACGAGUAGCUAUUGCCGUUCUUGUUACCAUUAUGGCUGUUUAUGGAGCUUACGCGGCCGAAUCCCAAACUCUCGCAACACUAAUACGAGAUGAUGCCUCAUGCGUGUGCGGCGUUACAACUGCCGAAGGAAUGUUGCAGAAC
Molecule: messenger RNA, 243 nt
Organism: Alternaria burnsii
Lineage: Eukaryota; Fungi; Ascomycota; Dothideomycetes; Pleosporales; Pleosporaceae
Exons: 1
Source: RefSeq, a predicted model, not a curated record